AAAGAAAAAGAAUGAUAAUAUAACUAAUACAGUUGAUAGUUCUGCUACUUCACCUUUAUCUCUUAGAGAUGUAUUUAACAGCAAGUCCUCAACUCAAAAAUCCAUGGUGAAUCAAGAUAUAUUUCGUGAUCAAGUUGAAUCUAAUAUGACUAUUCAUAAUAGUCCAGUUCAGCAACUAUCUUCAAAAAUAGUAAAAAAAUAUCCAGAAUUAUUAUUAUCUGAUAAAUCUCAAUCGCAAUCUACAAUGAAAACAAGAUCUGUUUUAUCAAAAUCAACUACUAAUGUUCCAUUACCAUCAUCUACAUUGGAAGCUAUUAAACAACAAGAAAUAACAAGUGUUAAGCGUAGAAGACUAAAAGAAAUAGAAUUAAAUAAUUUAUUAGCAAAAC
Funneliformis caledonium is the source of this 389-nucleotide messenger RNA. Lineage: Eukaryota; Fungi; Glomeromycota; Glomeromycetes; Glomerales; Glomeraceae. The record is from the annotation of a GenBank genome assembly.